AUGCUGACCCUGGAGAGCCCCCACCCUGGUGGGGACAGCGCGGACAUCAUGGAGCUUCGUGGCGGAACGACGGAGACGGACGGCCUGCGGCCCAAUGAGGAUGCAGGCGAUCGGCACCCCUUCCGGAGGGUCUACGCGCUCAAGCCGCUCCGCUCCCAGGGCCCGCUCUUCCUCCCAGGGGUGCCCGUCACCGUGCGGGUGGAGGGGACGGAGAGAUACACCACCGGCUCCAAGGUGCGGCCCAACACGGUCUACUCCCUCCGGCUGACCCACGGCGAAUUCACGUGGACCAUGAAAAAGAAGUUCAGACAUUUCCAAGAGCUGCACCGGGAGCUGAUGAGGCACAAGAUUCUCCUCACCAUCCUCCCUCUCUCCCGGUUUGCUCUGCAGGGGUCCCCGCUGGGAGGAACAUCCCUGGAGUUGCCUUCUCUGCCCCACGGGAGUGGGGAUGAGGGCUCCCGACGGCCAUCCAGCAAACAGAAACAGCUCGAAAGCUACCUCAAUGCACUACUGGAGAUAAGCCUGUAUCGGGACUACCACGGGAUGACAGAGUUCCUGGAUGUGAGCCAGCUCUCCUUCAUUCCGGAUCUGGGACCCAAGGGGCUGGAAGGCAUGAUCCUGAAGCGGUCCGGGGGACACCGGAUCCCAGGUCUGAACUGCACUGGGCGCCACCAGUUCUGCUACCGCUGGUCAAAAAGGUGGCUGGUGGUGAAGGAUUCCUUCCUUCUGUACCUGAAGCCGGAUUCGGGACACAUCUCCUGCGUGCUGCUCUUUGACCCGGGAUUCAACAUCCAAGUGGGCCAGAAGCCCACCGAGACCAAAUACGGGGUCCGGGUCGACAACACUUGCAGGUCGCUGAUCUUGAAGUGCAGCAGCUACCGCCAGGCCUGCUGGUGGGCUCAGGAGAUCUCCGACCUGGCAGAGAACAAAGGGCGCAACUUCCUGCGGCUGCAUCGCCACCAGGGGUUUGCCCCUGUGCGCACGGAGACCCCUGCCCACUGGUUUGUAAAUGGUGCUGGAUAUUUUGCUGCUGUGGCGGACGCUCUGCUGAAGGCCAAGGAAGAGAUCUUCAUUGCAGACUGGUGGCUCAGCCCGGAGAUCUACCUGAAGCGCCCGGCCCAGACAGACGACUGGCGCUUGGACCUCCUCCUGAAGCACAAAGCGGAGGAGGGGGUGUGCAUCUGCAUCCUGCUCUUCAAGGAGGUGGAGCUGGCCCUGGGCAUCAACAGUGGCUACAGCAAGAGGGCCCUGCAGCUGCUGCACCCCAACAUCAAGGUCAUGCGCCACCCUGACCACGUCUCCUCCACUGUCGUCCUGUGGGCCCACCACGAGAAGCUGGUGGUGGUGGAUCAAUCGGUGGCCUUCCUGGGGGGGCUGGAUCUGGCCUACGGGCGCUGGGACACCCACGACUACCGUAUUGCAGACCUGGAUGGUGAUGACAGGCCUAAGGUGAGGGAGCCCUCUCUGCCCGCCCCGCUCGAUGCCCCCUUUGACUUGGCCGCCAACCAGCGCCUCUGGCUGGGCAAGGACUACGGCAACCUCAUCGCCAAAGACUGGGUGCAGCUGGACAAGCCCUUUGAAGAUUUUAUUGACAGGCACCAGACUCCUCGAAUGCCUUGGCGGGACGUGGGGGUGGCCAUUCAUGGUUUGGCCGCGCACGAUGUCGCCCGCCACUUUGUCCAGCGCUGGAACUUCACAAAGAUAAUGAAGACGAAGUAUAAAGGGCCCGACUAUCCUUACCUGCUGCCUAAGUCCCCCCGAGUGACUCCGCCCCUGCCGUUCCUUGUGCCAGGUGCUCAGACUGCCAGUGUCCAGGUGUUGCGUUCGGUGGAUCGCUGGUCAGCCGGCCUCAACGAGUCUUCCAUCUACCGAGCCUACCUCAGUGUCAUUGAGGAAAGCCAGCAUUACCUGUACAUUGAGAACCAGUUCUUCAUCAGCUGCGCAGACAGGCGCUGUGUGUAUAACACCGUGGGGGACGCCGUCGCCAGCCGAGUGCUGCGCGCUCACAGAGAGCAGAGGCCGUUCCGCGUCUACGUCCUGCUCCCCCUCCUGCCGGGCUUUGAGGGGGACAUGGCCCGCGGGGGCGGAAACUCCAUCCAAGCCAUCUUACACUUCACCUACCGGACCCUUUGUCGUGGGGACUCCUCCAUCGUCAGUCGCCUGCAGGCCGUCAUGGGAGAGGACUGGAAGAACUACAUCUCUUUCUGUGGGCUGCGGACGCACGGCCAGCUGCGGGGCCAGCUGACCACUGAACUGGUCUACAUCCACAGCAAGCUGCUCAUUGCUGAUGACCGACGGGCCAUAAUUGGCUCAGCCAACAUCAAUGACCGGAGCCUGCUGGGAGAGCGGGACAGCGAGCUGGCUGUCCUGGUGGAGGACCAAGAGUUGGUGGUGUCCGUCAUGGACGGGCAGGAGUACCAGGCGGGGAAGUUUGCUCUGAGCCUGCGCCUGGACUGCUUCCGGUGUAUUCUGGGUGUGACCCCUGACCUUGGUGUCAACAUUCAAGAUCCAAUCAGCGAUCACUUCUUCCGUGAGGUCUGGCAAGCCACCGCUGUAAGCAAUGCAAACCUCUACGAGCAGGUUUUCCGCUGCCUUCCCAGCAACGCUGUGCGGUCGCUCCGGGCUCUGCGGGAUUACGCCAGCGUGGAGAACUUGGCUUCCGUCAGCCCCAACCUCGCCCGUGAGAACCUGCAACAGGUGCGGGGACACCUGGUUCAGUUCCCCCUGGACUUCUUGGCUGAGGAGUCUCUCCUGCCUGCCCUCAGCAGCAAAGAGGGCAUGAUCCCCACCGUGGUGUGGACAUGAAG
Messenger RNA from Euleptes europaea (tarantolino), 2807 nucleotides. RefSeq names its product phospholipase D2 (gene PLD2). The transcript is spliced from 24 exons. Lineage: Eukaryota; Metazoa; Chordata; Lepidosauria; Squamata; Sphaerodactylidae. The record is from RefSeq and is a predicted model, not a curated record. Bases 1 to 2805 code for a protein of 934 amino acids. Gene Ontology annotation, biological process: intracellular signal transduction; cell motility; phosphatidic acid biosynthetic process. Gene Ontology annotation, molecular function: D-type glycerophospholipase activity; phosphatidylinositol binding.